Messenger RNA from Temnothorax curvispinosus, 798 nucleotides. RefSeq lists its product as uncharacterized. Bases 124 to 459 code for a protein of 111 amino acids. The transcript has 5 exons. Lineage: Eukaryota; Metazoa; Arthropoda; Insecta; Hymenoptera; Formicidae. The record is from RefSeq and is a predicted model, not a curated record.
UACAAUUAAACGAAUGACUCACAAACCUUUUCAAUUGCACUUCAAAAGUCUUCAUACGAAAUACAAACGAUUUCAUAUGGUAGAUUCUUUUCCGGACAUUCAUUUUCGGUCAAAUACAUACGAAUGGCUACACUUCACGUGCAAAAAUAUAGUUGCUUGAUGUCAUUGAUGUCAUUAAGAGGUAGAAAAGCAGUGGAAUACUUCAUGCACUUCCAAGGUUGGAAUCUGUCUUGGGACAAACGCAAAAAGAGAAGCCAUAAGAUGUCAAAGCGCUUAAUCGAAACGAAACAGAGCAUCAAGAACCUUGUCGUAGAGCGAGAAGCGGUGGCAAUCGAGCUGCAUCAUCUACGACCGGAAUUUCCGAAGAUGGCAGUUCAGGCCAACACGCUGAUUAUUAUACGGAAAUCGAGGACUGCGAAAGUAAGAAAAGUUUAUAAGAAUUACAUUUGUAAUUUAUAGGACGUAAACAUAGAAGAUGAUACAGAGAGUAGUUCUGAUUACAUGAGUGAAACAAGUGACGAUGAACACAGUGGGUGGUGAUAGCCAAUCUGGAGCCAGUAUGAAACCAGGCGAUGAUCUUGCUACAGAUAGCACAUUAAAACGGAUUCUAGAGCAGAAUUAUGACCUAAUGAGUAAUAAGAACAAGCUUAUACUUUCGGCGCAACCUACUGUGAUAAAUAUUCCAGAAUCUCUGGCACAGCAUUUCACUACGACGCAGUUUACGAAUAUCCCAGAGAAACCUUAACUUUCAUAUCGCAGUUUACGAAUAUCUCAGAGAAACUCUCUGAUUGUGUCGAU